AUGACCCUGACCAAGGUCAAUUUCAUCACAGGCAACAAGAACAAGCUCACCGAGGUGCGCGCCAUUCUUGGCAACGUCAUUGAGGUGGAUAGUCAGGCCGUGGAUGUGCCGGAAAUUCAAGGCACGAUCGAAGAAAUCGCCAAGGAAAAGGCCCGUCGCGCUGCUGAGACUAUCAAUGGUCCGGCCUUAACUGAAGAUACUGCGUUGGAAUUCCAUGCUCUCAAGGGCCUGCCCGGACCCUACAUUAAAUCGUUCAUGGAGUCCCUGGGUCAUGAGGGCUUGAACAAGAUGCUGGAUGGGUUCGAAGAUCGGACCGCCGAAGCCGUAUGCACCUUUGCCUUCUGUCGGGGUCCUGGAGCCGAGCCCAUUUUGUUCCAGGGACGCACCGAGGGAACCAUUGUUCGGCCGCGAGGCCCGACCAACUUCGGUUGGGACCCCAUUUUCGAGUAUGAGGGGGAGACCUACGCCGAGAUGGAGAAAGAGGCAAAGAACCUGAUUUCUCAUCGGUACAAGGCUCUGGUCAAGUUCCAACACUGGCUGGCCGAGGGACAACAGUAA
Penicillium atrosanguineum is the source of this 558-nucleotide messenger RNA. RefSeq names its product non-canonical purine NTP pyrophosphatase. Gene Ontology annotation, biological process: nucleoside triphosphate catabolic process. Gene Ontology annotation, molecular function: nucleoside triphosphate diphosphatase activity. NCBI's taxonomy places the organism in Eukaryota, Fungi, Ascomycota, Eurotiomycetes, Eurotiales, Aspergillaceae. The transcript is spliced from 6 exons. The record is from RefSeq and is a predicted model, not a curated record. Bases 1 to 558 code for a protein of 185 amino acids. Gene Ontology annotation, cellular component: cytoplasm.